CCAUUCCUCCAACAACAAAAAAAAAGAACAAAGAGAAAAAAACACACACACACACACACAGGACUAAUAUAUCCAAGAAAGUUGAUUGAUUGAUUAGUACAAGCAGCUAGCUAUAUAUCACUCUGCCCAUCUCUAGUUAUCAACAAAGCACCAUCUAAUUCCUCAUUUCCUUCUUCAUUGCUUGCCUGAUCGAGAAAUGGUGAAGCUGGAAACCAAGAUCCAAUCCUCCUCCACCUCAUUGUGCUCCUCUUCUUCCGCAUUGGCAACCAAAUCAUCGUCCAAAACUUCUUCUUCUUCUUCGUCUUCGUCUUCAGCUAUCAAGAAGAAGAAGUACAAGGGGGUGAGGAUGAGAAGCUGGGGAUCAUGGGUUUCGGAGAUCAGAGCCCCGAAUCAAAAGACCCGAAUCUGGUUAGGUUCAUACUCCACCGCGGAAGCUGCUGCAAGAGCUUACGAUGCCGCACUCUUAUGCCUCAAAGGCUCUUCCGCCAAUCUCAACUUCCCCAUCUCUUCUUACGACUCCCACCAUUUCACCAAUAUUGAUAAUAACGUUGCAAUGUCCCCAAAAUCCAUCCAAAGGGUUGCCGCAGCCGCCGCGGCUGCCGGUGCCGGUGGUCUCCCGUUGGGGACCCCAGAUUCGCCGUCUGAUCAUCAGCCGUCCACGUCGUCUGACUACUCGGCAUCAUCGGCCUCCACGUCGCCGAUGUCUCCCUUGUCGCCGGCUGAUGUUAGCCAGCUGGAGGAUGACGUGUCACCGCCCGACAUGAAUGAUACGAAUCUUCCUCCCGCCGUGUGGUAUAACUUCGAUUCCCCUAAAUGCAACGACAUAAUGAUGAUGAUGAAUGGAGCGUUUUUUGAUCCCACGAUGAUGCUGUCCGAAGAUGCCUACGAAGAAGGUGAUAUUCGGUUGUGGAGCUUCUGCUGAUACGAAAAUGGGGAAAAGAAAAAGGAGCACAAAUUAAUUUAGUACUACUAUAUAUUAUUAUUAUUAUUCAUUUAUUUUUUUUUUGUUUAUUCUUUUGGGGAUUUAUUCGUUGGAUGAUCUUCAGUCUAUUUGAUGAAGACAUUACUGACCAAAAAUUCAUUCAUAAUUAGUGGCACAAGUACUGUAUUAUUACUUUCUAGGAGGUUGAAAAAGAAAAAUAAAAAUGUAUACUGUAUCAUUAUUUAUAUAUACUGCAGGGAGAAGGAAAAAAAUUUGUUAGAUGACUUUAUCCCUUGUGUUUGCGAGUGUUUAAGUAUCCCUAUUCUUAUCAAAAGACCAUGUAAUUAAAAUUGCAUUUUCUUCUUCUCAAAAUAUUUUCUUUGGGC
Oldenlandia corymbosa var. corymbosa is the source of this 1308-nucleotide messenger RNA. NCBI's taxonomy places the organism in Eukaryota, Viridiplantae, Streptophyta, Magnoliopsida, Gentianales, Rubiaceae. The record is from the annotation of a GenBank genome assembly.